Messenger RNA from Aspergillus steynii IBT 23096, 2665 nucleotides. Its product is annotated as putative transcription initiation factor TFIID subunit. Lineage: Eukaryota; Fungi; Ascomycota; Eurotiomycetes; Eurotiales; Aspergillaceae. Bases 114 to 2342 code for a protein of 742 amino acids. The transcript has 4 exons. Gene Ontology annotation, molecular function: RNA polymerase II general transcription initiation factor activity; protein binding. Gene Ontology annotation, cellular component: transcription factor TFIID complex. The record is from RefSeq and is a predicted model, not a curated record. Gene Ontology annotation, biological process: transcription initiation at RNA polymerase II promoter.
CUUGUCAACCGCGCCGAACAUCCCUCUGUUCUGCGGUCCCAUCCUUUCCCAUCUCCUCCCGCAGGCUAGGUAGGAGAUUCCAUCUUCAUCUUGACCCCAGUUCUUUCUGCGCCAUGUCUGCGCCAGGCGGGGCCCCAAGCCCUGCGCCCCGAGGUGGAAGCAUGGGGCCCGGAGGUGGAAUGCCCAUGCCUCCCCAGCAGUCCAUGGCGACCCCCCCAGUCCCAGCACCGACUCCCGGUCCGCCGCCGCCGCCCCCAAGCGGCGCCAUGUCGCAGCAGAAUUUGAAUCAGAUCGUUAUCGAUUAUCUGGCCAAGAAAGGAUAUAGCCGUACAGAGGCCAUGUUGCGCAUGGAAUCUGCAAAUCAAGAAAUUGAUGGACGUCCUCUGCCGCCUCUUGGUGAGGAUGCGCGACCCAAAUACAGAAUGGGUUUCGAUCUGCUCAAAGUCUGGGUUGAAGAUAACUUGGACCUGUACAAGCCAGAACUGAGACGAGUUCUAUGGCCACUUUUUGUCUACUCUUUCCUUAACAUGGUGACUUCAUUCUACCCGCAGGAUGCGAAACAGUUCUUUGAAAUCAACAAGAACCUCUUUCUGCCUGAGCACACAGAGGAUGUGCGCGCCUUGGAGCCCAUCAGCCUCCCUGAGCACGUCCAGGAUAACUCCGUCGCGAAGCUGUACCGCACCAACAAAUUCCGUCUGAUUCUCAGCAAUCCGGCUUUCUCAAACCUCAUGCAGUUCCUCGAGAACAAGCAGAAGGAAGGCGGAUCCGUCAUGUCUGCCAUCCUGAGCAGCUUUUGCACAGUCAUCACAAAAGAGCGUGCCGUUGAUGACCGAUUCAGCUUUGCUGCCAUGCUUGGUCAAUCUGGAGGACAAACCUUCCCAGCUGAAGACGAGGGUAUUCCAGGCCAUCAUCCAGGUUCUGCCUAUACCGGAGAUAACCCCGCCAUGGCGGGAACUUUACCCAGACUUAAGCUCGGAAACCUCCCAAUGGAGCAGACGCUGGAAGCCGAUGUGAGAGGCGAGCUGGCCGACGAAGAUGCGAAGAACCCACCGGCUCCGGGCCAAAACACUCUAAUCCAAGAGCUUGAUCAGAUGAUUAAAAAGGAGGAAGACGACGAAGCUUUCUCUCGCUCUGAUAUACCAUACCCCCCUUCAACGGCACGUGACGUGGCGAUCGAAGUGCAGAAAGUCAAGGAAAAUCGCGAUAGAUUCAGGAUUGAAGGCAGAACGGGUGGCGUCGGCCCUGCCGUCAGCGUUUGCAUGUUCACCUUCCACAAUACCUAUGACGGAAUCAACUGCCUGGACUUCUCCGAUGACAAUAUGCUCGUUGCAGCUGGUAUGCAAGAGUCAUACAUCCGGGUUUGGAGCAUGGAUGGGAAGAGAAUCCCGAAUACUUACGAGAACGUGGAUGACUCGGGUCCAUCGAACUCCCGCCGGCUGAUCGGGCACUCCGGGCCUGUCUACGCAGUGGCCUUUGCUCCGUCUAUCACACGCACCGAGAACGCAAUCGCGCCCACCAAUGCCCGUUGGCUGCUCUCAUCGUCCGCUGACAAGACCAUCAGACUGUGGUCUUUGGAUCUGUGGCAAUGCAUGGUUGUCUACAAGGGCCACGACCAGCCUGUCUGGGACUUGCAGUGGGGACCGUACGGACACUACUUUGCUUCUGGAGGACACGAUAAGACCGCUCGCCUUUGGGUAACCGACCAUAUUCGCCAACAACGAAUUUUUGUCGGGCAUGAUCAGGAUGUCGAUUGUGUUUGCUUCCAUCCCAACUCCGCCUACAUCUUUACCGGUAGCUCCGAUCAUACUGUGCGCAUGUGGGCCGUCACCACAGGCAAUGCUGUCCGCAUGUUCACCGGGCAUACCGGCAACAUCACCGCCCUGGCAUGUAGCCGCAAUGGGAAGCUCCUAGCAUCUGCCGAUGACCAUGGCUCGAUUCUACUGUGGGAUCUCGCUACUGGACGACUCAUCAAGCGCAUGCGUGGCCACGGCAAGGGCGGAAUCUGGUCUAUCAGCUGGAGCGUCGAAUCGACCGUGCUCGUCUCUGGCGGCGCUGACGGCACUGUGCGCGUGUGGGACGUGACCGGACCUUCUCAGGAAAACUCGCAAGGUCGCGUGGUCGGCGAGGGUGGGACGGGAUCCAAGGUGGAUGCAGGAAAUACCACAACCUCCAGCACGCAGGCGUCCAGCUCCGUCGCCCCGGGCAUGGGCAAGAAGAAAGGCAAAGACGUCGUCGUCUCGUCCGACCAGAUCAGCGCUUUCCCCACCAAGAAAAGCCCCGUCUACAAGGUGAAAUUCACCAACAUGAACCUGAUCAUUGCCGGGGGUGCUUAUCUUCCCUGAGAAACGGGGAUGGAAUUUCUUUCUGCACAGUGGCGCCUGAUACCCGUUUUCUGCUUAUUGCACGGUCUCUUUUCUUUUUAUCGUAUUUAUCUUCACAUUCUCGCUAUCUCUUCUUGUAAUACAUUCCACAUCUGGGACUUUUAAAUGAAAAGAACUCAAACCAUUGAUAGUCGCACGGGGUGGCAAUUUCUGGCUGGGUAUUCGGCGGGCGUCCCGGCACGGUUGAACCAUGGCAUCGGUGUUGGUUGGCAGUGAUAAACAGAGGAAAAAUGUCUUUACAGCAAAUUAGACAGGCAGGUUAAUUGAUUGAAAUUGAACAUGGU